AUGGGAACCGAGCCACCAAAUGCAGAGAAGAGCUCAUACCUCUAUUCAGCAGAGGCCACACUGUGGACCCUGGUGCCUGCUGUUCAUGCCUUGGAAAAGAAAGUUUCUCUGUCUGAUUCUUGCCUGGCCCACUUGCUGACUCUGGAGGGACGCUUAGGGACAGCGGAGAAGAAGCUGGCUGACUGUGAGAAGACAGCUGUGGAGUUCAGCAACCAGCUGGAGGGCAAGUGGGCCGUGCUGGGGAUCCUGCUGCAGGAAUAUGGGCUGCUGCAGCCUCGACUGGAAAACAUGGAGAACCUUGUGCGCAACUGGAACUUUUGGGUCCAGCAGCUUCUCCCUGGCAACAAGGGGGAGGUCCCCAAGGUGCCCCUGACCUUUGAUGACGUGGCUGUAAUUUAUUUCUCUGAAUUAGAGUGGGCCAUCCUGGAGGACUGGCAGAAGGAACUCUACAAGCAUGUGAUGAGGGGCAGCUCUGAGAUGCUCGUUUCCCAGGAUUAUGCCAUCUCCAAACAAGUCAUUCUCACCCAGAUAGAGAGGGGAGAAGAGCCUUGUCCUUCAGGCCCCUGGGGCCAGGAGAAGGGGGCUGAGGAGGAGACAGUAUGCCAAAGGAAACCAAACACUAGUAAGUAUUGGUACAUCCUGAGACUGCUGGGGCAAAGGAUUCCAGCAAGCACCAACACUUUAUCACUUAAAGAGGAGGAAGAAUCUGCAGAGUGGGGAGAGUUGCCACCCUCCCCUCCCACGAUAGCCUGCCUUCUAUGGGGCCAGAAGCAGGCAUUCCUGUGCCCUGACUGUGGGCAGAGCUUCAGCUUGAAGAUUAAUCUGACAAUCCAUUAACGGACCCAUGUAGAAAAAAACCACAGGGAGGCUUGGAGUGGCUUGCCUGUUAGGUUAGAGAAAAGCCACUCCACCGAACUAGGGGAGGUGGUGGUGCCAGGCCCUGUCAUCUACUGGCUACCCGAGGAGCCCACAAGCCACCAGUCCCCAACAAGCCAUGCCUUCUUGGGACAAAGGCCAGCAACUACAGUUUACCACUGUAGCGAGUGCCUUCACUCCUGUCAGCAGCAGAAGAGCCUGGCACUGCUCCAGCAUCAGCGCACAGGCAAGAGGCAGAGCUGGCCUGCCUGUCCCUACUGUGGCAAGGCCUUCCGCUGGCCCUCAGACCUCUUUUGUCACCAGUGUAUCCAUACUGGUGAGCGUCCCUAUCAGUGCCCCCAGUGUGGCAAGGCCUUUAACAGAAGCCACCACCUGACUGCCCACAUGCAGACUCGGGGGAGUCCGGCCCUGCAAGGGCCCAGCUCUGAACAGGACGGGACCUGCACUAUCUCAGGGCCUUCCCUUGUGCCUGACCUGAAAUUGGCCCCUCAGUCUGGGGCGGCUUUGGAGAACAGGAAGGACCUUUCUCCUGCCAAGAGGUAG
Messenger RNA from Mus pahari (shrew mouse), 1419 nucleotides. RefSeq names its product zinc finger family member 783 (gene Znf783). NCBI's taxonomy places the organism in Eukaryota, Metazoa, Chordata, Mammalia, Rodentia, Muridae. Gene Ontology annotation, biological process: regulation of DNA-templated transcription. The record is from RefSeq and is a predicted model, not a curated record.